UUUGAUAUGAAUGUUUUGUUUUGAUUUAGGUUCAACUUUCACAGGUGAAUAUAAUCAAAGUUAGUCUUGUGAGAUUUAAAUCAAAAUAAAAAAAAUGGUUUUGCACAGCAGUUGGCUGCUGCUGAUAUUCUGUGCUGCACUAAUUCCUAAUGUGUCCCAUGGCCAGAGUAGCGUUUGUUCCACCAGCUUGGGUUGCGUGGAUUGCUUUUCUUGGUGCCAAGCAAACGCAGCAUCUUGUACAACGUCACCGGCACUCAUGGGAAGUUACUGCAAGAAAACUUGCAACCUCUGCGCAUCAAAUAGCCCAGCUUGUAUAGCGAAAGGAUGCAACCACCGCUGCAUAGAAAGAACCGGAUCGGAACCGGUUUGCGCCUGUUUUGAAGGUUUUCGCCUGGAAGCAAAUGGUAGAACAUGUGUAGAUAUUGAUGAAUGUGCUGAGAAUAGCACUUUGUGUUCGGAUCCAAAUUUGCCGAAUUGCAACAACACUCUGGGUCAUUACGUUUGUACCGCAUGUGGAUCUACACCGAACAGACAUGCUUACUACGAGAGGAAUGAAUGCUGCAAGAUGUCCGGUGGCACUUGUGGAAAAAGUUCAACCAACGGUGGUCGAAUAGUUGGUGGAAAACGUGGUCGUAUUGCCAGGUGGCCCUGGAUGGCGUAUAUUGUAAUUGGAAGAAACCUUUGCGGAGGAACUCUUUUAUCGUCCGGUUGGGUGUUGACAGCAGCCCAUUGCUUUGCAUCUAUAAGAAACAACAACCCCAGCACCAUUAACGUCAUAUUGGGUGUUGUUGAUACAAUUGAUUCAGGAAACAUACAUGAACAAUCUUUUUCUGUUACAAGACUUAUAAUUCAUCCAGACUACAAUUUCCCAAAUAACGACCUUGCAUUGCUACAACUGGAUCGCGAUGCUCUGAUUGAUGCAGCUUUUGUGAAACCUGUCUGUCUUCCAAAUGGAGAGGAACCACCCGAAGGGGAGAAAUGCUGGGCAACUGGAUAUGGAACAAUAGCUUUUGGAGGAGUGGCGGCUAAAUCACUUCAAGAAGUUGAUUUACCAAUCGCUGACUUAGCGCACUGUGAGCGAAUUUAUUCCAAUCUUACAAAUCGAGUCAACAGAACAACGAUGUUGUGUGCUGGAUAUAUCACUGGUCAAAAGGAUACAUGUCAAGGGGAUUCUGGUGGCCCGCUUGUGUGCCAACGAUGCAAAAACUGUGACUGGUACUUGGCUGGUACAACAUCUUUCGGAAGAGGAUGUGCAAGACCUGGCUUCUUUGGAGUUUACACAAAAGUUUCAUUCUUUGAGCAGUGGAUUUCAUCUUACACCAAUAUUGCUAUUAAUCCGGGGCAAUGUGUCAAACCAUCGUGGACCACAUGGGGUUCAUGGACACCGUGCGCGUCAUGCUCAGGGUCGUCAUCUCGGAUCAGAUUUUGCGCAAAUGGUUCACCAGGUGAUCCUGGAUGCGAUGGGUUGCAAGAAGAAUUUCGACAAUGUUCUACCGUCUGUACACAACCAACUUGGGCUGAAUACGGAGAAUGGGGUUCAUGCUCAGUGACCUGCGGUGACGGGUCAAGGUCCAGAAGUCGAAUCUGUAGGAACGGAAACAUUGGUGACCCUGGGUGUCCUACUGGUGGUGAAACUGCAACAGAGGCAUGCACAACUGGAGUCCGUUGCCCAACCUGGUCAGCUUGGUCUGACUAUGGAGUUUGUUCAGUCACAUGUGGAGGUGGAACUCAAGAGUCAACUCGAACUUGUAACAACUACGGUCAAACUGGAGUCACUUGUGAUGGUCGAGCUACAAGAUCUCAGAGUUGUAAUUCACAGACAUGUCCACCACCAACGUGGGCAGCAUACGGUGCUUGGUCUGAUUGUACACGGCAAUGUGGGGUAGGUGAAAGAACACGAGUUCGAACUUGUCUCAAUGGAGCCAUAGGUUCUGCUGGCUGCCCGACUGCUGGAGUUUCUCAAACUGAAGCUUGUAACACACAAAGUUGCCCAUCAAAUCCCACUUGGUCAGCAUAUGGUUCAUGGUCUGGCUGUUCAGUAACUUGUGCGUCUGGAGUACGAACCCGCUCAAGAAGUUGUGUUGGUGGGAAUAUAGGAGACGCAGGAUGUGAAUCUGGUGGCCAAACAGCUAGUGAGGCAUGCACAACCGGAAUCCGUUGCCCAACCUGGACAGCUUGGUCUGAUUAUGGAGUUUGUUCAGUCACAUGUGGAGGUGGAACUCAAGAGUCAACUCGAACUUGUAACAACUACGGUCAAACUGGAGUCACUUGUGAUGGACGAGCUACAAGAUCUCAGAGUUGUAAUCCUCAGACUUGCCCAAGCUGGUCUGGAUAUGGAAGUUGGUCUGGCUGUAGUGAAACUUGUGGUGAUGGAACUAAAACUAGAACAAGGACAUGUAAUAACGGGCAAAUAGGUGAUAACGGUUGCAGUCCUGCUUCUGCUGCAACAAAUUCAAUGGCUUGCAAUGUAAGGAACUGCCCACAAUGGUCCAGCUGGGGAUCAUGGGGUCAAUGCUCUUUUACAUGUGGAAGUGGUACAAAAACUGCAGAGAGACAAUGCAACACAUUUGGCGCAACCGGUGCAUCUUGUGGCGCUGGUGCAGCAAGUAAAAGUGAACCAUGCAACUUGGGUGCCUGUCCAGUGUUUAGCGCUUGGAGUGGAUGGAGCACUUGCAGUGCAAGUUGCGGUGGAGGGCAACAAACACGUACUCGCACAUGCUCUAGUCCAGGCAACUGUGAUCCUGAUGCUUUUGGAACAGCUUUGUCUGGCUCACAAGCUUGCAACACUGAUGCCUGUAUAGGAGAGUGGGGUGUGUGGGUGAACAGUGGAACAUGUUCAGCUGCCUGUGGCCCUGGAGCAAUUCAACAAACACGAGAAUGCAUUGGGGGAACAGCUGGGCAACCAAACUGCGUUGGUUCCACACAACAAACUGCUGCUUGUAAUGUUGCUGCUUGUACAUGGGGGAACUGGGUUGCUUGGACAGCUUGUACAGUGACCUGUGGAGGGGGAACUCAAACUAGAAGCAG
This is a messenger RNA of Ciona intestinalis (vase tunicate), 3027 nucleotides long. Lineage: Eukaryota; Metazoa; Chordata; Ascidiacea; Phlebobranchia; Cionidae. The record is from RefSeq and is a predicted model, not a curated record.